Messenger RNA from Diospyros lotus (date-plum), 6439 nucleotides. RefSeq names its product nuclear pore complex protein GP210. The record is from RefSeq and is a predicted model, not a curated record. Bases 149 to 6112 code for a protein of 1987 amino acids. The transcript has 37 exons. Lineage: Eukaryota; Viridiplantae; Streptophyta; Magnoliopsida; Ericales; Ebenaceae.
CUCCCUAGUCAGGACCAAGCUUAACUAGAUCGUCUCUCUAGAGAAACCUCCCCUAAACCCUAGGUCCAGAGCUGCUCUUCUUGGCACUGAUGAUUCCUACUCCGAUUCAACUCACUCUGUGUCUGAUGUAAAAUCCAAUCUCCAAUCCAUGUGCAGGGCGAUCAACAACUUCGGAUUCUCCAAUGUUCGUACUGGUUAUCUGCCCCUGAAGAUGUCGCGCUUCGGUUCUGUGGUGCUUCUUGGACUUCUGUUGCUGGUGAGCAGCGCUUCGUCGUCGCAAUUGUCGACCGGUCCGCACAUAGCAGAUGUGAACAUACUGUUGCCGCCGAGGAUGACGCAUCCCGUGGAGUAUAGGCUCCAAGGAAGCGAUGGGUGCUUCAAAUGGUCAUGGGAUCAUCAUGAUAUUUUAUCUGUUCUUCCAGAAUAUAAUUUAAGUAGCCACUGUUCGACAAGUGCCCGCUUGAGGUCAAUUGCUCCGUACAGUGGUCGAAAAGAGACUUCUGUUUAUGCUACUGACGUACACACUGGAAUGAUAAUUCGUUGCAAAGUUUUUAUUGACAACUUCUCCAGAAUCCAAAUAUUCCAUAACUCUAUCAAACUUGAUUUGGAUGGGCUUGCUACUCUCCGUGUCCGUGCAUUUGAUGAUGAAGAAAAUGUGUUCUCAUCUUUAGCGGGCUUACAGUUCAUGUGGCAACUGAUGUCUGAAGCUAACGGUUUGUCUCAUCACCUUGUUCAUGUUCCUCUAAAGGACUCUCCCCUCGGUGAUUGUGGUGGAUUUUGUGGUGAUCUAGACAUCCAAAUACAGCUUGAAGAUAGCGGUGUAUUCUCAGACUUAUAUGUUGUGAAAGGAGCUCAAAUUGGGCAUCAGACUGUUUCAGUACAUUUGCUUGAGCCACAAUUUGAACAUAUGGAAGAUAAGAUUGUUUUAACUGUAGCAGAAGCCAUGUCUCUUGAUCCUCCCUCACCAGUUUUUGUCCUUAUUGGUGCUACCGUUCAUUAUUGUCUUAAAGUUAUGCGUGGAAAUAUUCCUCAAGUGGUAAGUUUACCAUCUCCUUUUCACCGAUGGUCUGUUUUGAACUCUUCGGUGUCUGGGGUGGACACAAUGACGGGUUUAACGAAUGCAUGGAGGCUAGGGGUUACAUCUGUCAUUGUUGAGGACACCAGAGUUGCUGGUCACAUGCAGAUGUCUUCUCUCCAUGUUGUUCUUCCUGAUACUUUACGUUUAUACAUGUUACCUUUGUCUUAUUCUGGUGAACCCAUUGACGGAAUAAGCCCAAUUCCAUCUGUGUCAUGCUGGUUUGUUGUUUCCGGCAGAAGUUAUCUCAUUCUCUUGAAAGUUUUCUCACAAGGACCUGGUGCACAGGAAAUCUAUAUUACAGAGAGUGAUGACAUUAAGUUGCAUGAAGACUGGUCUGGUCACUGGAACACACUCCUAGUUUCGGAUGAUAUUGCUGCCAAAAGUGGGUUGUCUUAUUCUAGAAUCCUAAAAGCAACUUCAAAUGGACUAGGAAAAAUGACGGCAACUUUAACUUAUAGUACUGGGGAUGAUGAAACAAAGGAGGUCCUCAAGGUUGUGCAAGAAGUCAUGGUUUGUGAUCAUGUGAAGUUUAGCAUUGACCAUGCUAAUGUUGGAGCUCAAAGUAUUCUUCUUCCCUGGGCUCCCACUGUCUAUCAGGAAUUGGAUCUGAAGGUGACAGGAGGUUGUGCAAAAUUGUCCAGCGACUAUAAAUGGUUUUCUUCAGACAUGGCUACAGUAUCAGUAUCUGCCUAUGGGGUUGUGCAGGCGAAGAAGCCUGGAAAAGCUAUUAUCAAAGUGGUAUCCAUCUUUGAUUCAUUCAAUUAUGAUGAGGUCGUCAUUGAGGUUUCCACCCCUUCUUCUAUGGUUAUGUUACCCAAAUUUCCUGUAGAGACUGUUGUAGGGUCACAUCUUCAAGCUGCUGUGACAUUGAAAGCAUCAAAUGGUGCCUACUUCUAUAGAUGUGAUGCUUUUAGUUCCUCCAUAAAAUGGAAAACUGGAAGUCACUUUUUCACAUUAGUAAAUGUGACCGAUGAGUCAUUUGCUUUUGACAUUCUAUAUGGUCCUCCAUGUGCAUCAACCUACAUCUAUGCUUCUGGUUCUGGUCACACUAUGUUACAGGCGGUUCUGACUAAAGAAUACUUAGAUUUUGACCGUUCUCGUAGUAGUCCUGUUGUUUUAAAAGCUUCUUGGCGCAUUGCAGCCCACCCACCACUUACCUUGCAUCAGGCAGGUGAUGGAAACCAAUUCGGUGGUUACUGGUUUGAUUUAGCUCAAGCUGAAGCAAAUAAUCAGCUGGAAAAAUUGGAUGACUUGUAUCUUGUCCCUGGCACAUAUUUGGAUGUUAUGCUUCAUGGAGGACCAGAUCGGUGGGGCCAAGGGGUUGAGUUCAUUCACAAUGUGGAAACUUUAGAUGAACAACACAAUUUUUCUAAUGAUGGAGUUAUUAUCCAUCAAAUAUCUGCUGGUUAUUCUAGCCCUUACAGAAUUGCCUGCCUAAAACUAGGAACUUGUAGACUUGUUUUCAAACGUGGAAACUUGGUUGGGGAUGACCACCCUCUGCCUACUAUCGCAGAAGUGGACCUGAUGCUGAGGUGCAGCUUUCCUUCCUCAAUUGUCCUAAUAGCUGAUGAACGUGUGAAUAAACCUGAUGUAAUUUGGAGCGCAACCAAAGCUGAACGUAAUCCAGGGCGAAUACGUGUCACCCCUAUCACUGUAGCUAAUGGGCGCACUAUUCGAAUAUCUGCAGUUGGUAUAAGUAAUUCUGGAAAAGCAUUUGGAAACUCAUCUUCUCUCUAUUUAAGGUGGGAACUCCACAAUUGUGAUGGUUUGGCCUAUUGGGAUGAUACAUAUGAUUUAGCAACAUCCAAGUCCAGCUGGGAGAGGUUUUUGGCCUUGCAGAAUGCAUCAGGAUUGUGCACUGUUAGUUCUACUGUUGCUGGGUUCUCUGAUAACAUGAGUGGUUAUCAUUCUACUAUACCAUUUCAAAGCUCAGAAGGUGAUCUGACAGAUACUGUACACUUACAGCUAGUUUCUACUCUGAGAAUUGAACCAGAAUUUGGUUUGUUAUUCUUCCAUAAUGAUGCUAAGUUAAAUCUCUCAAUUACUGGAGGGAGCUGUUUUCUGGAUGCUGUGGUGAAUAAUUCUCAAGUUGUAGAAGUGAUUCAGCCACCACCACCAUCAGGUUUACAGUGCUUGCAGUUGCUGCUGGCUCCUAAAGGACUAGGUGCUGCUCUUGUUACAGUCUAUGAUAUUGGGCUUUCCCCUCCACUUGCUGCUGCUUCAUUGAUUCGAGUGGCUGAUGUAGACUGGAUAAAAAUUAGUACUCCGGAAGAGUUGAGCCUUAUGGAAGGAACCUUGCAGUCUAUUGAUAUAUUGGCUGGACUUGAUGAUGGAACUACUUUUGACUCUUCCCAGUAUGUUUACAUGAGUAUUCGUAUCCAUAUUGAGGAUCAUAUAGUUGAGCUUGCCGAUAGUGAUGAUUUCCGAAGUAGUGUCAAUGGAUAUGUGAAGGUGCCAAGUUUUCUUAUCCGUGCUGGACAUAUUGGGGUUACCACUCUAUAUGUCAGUGCACGACAACAAUCUGGGCGAGAAAUAUUCAGUCAACGAAUUAAGGUGGAAGUUUAUGCACCACCAAAACUACAUCCUAGUGAUAUUUUCCUUGUGCCAGGUGCAUCCUAUGUGCUCACUGUGAAAGGAGGGCCUACCAUUGGUUCUUACGUGGAGUAUGCUUGUAUGAAUGAUAAGACUGCAACAGUUCACAAAUCUUCAGGAAAAUUAUCUGCCGUUUCACCUGGGAACACUACGGUAAUUGCAACAGUUUAUGGGUAUGGAGAUGCCAUGAUUUGUCAGGCACGUGGCCAAGUAAAUGUUGGGAUCCCUUCGUCUAUGAUAUUGAAUGUGCAAAGUGACCAGCUGGCUAUCGAUCAUGAGAUGCCUAUAUUUCCUUAUUUUCCUGAGGGCAAUCUCUUUUCCUUUUACGAGCUCUGUAAGAAUUAUAAGUGGACUAUAGAUGACGAGAAGGUAUUGAGUUUUGAAGGCAUAAAUCAUUUGCAUGACGAGAAUUAUGGAUCUCCAAUUGCUGAACUGAAGGAAAUUAAAUCAUCCAGCUAUUUGGAUGAGAAAGAUCUUGGUUUCAUUGAAGUGUUACGUGGAAGAAUGAGCCCAGAGCGAAAUGGUGUGAUUUACUUUCCUCUCGGAUCUUCUGGAAAGACAGAGGUUGCAGUAUCAUUCUCUUGUGAUUUUGACUCUUCUGGUUCAUUCCCAAAGUCAAGGACUUACACUGCAUCUACCUCUCUGUGGGUGAUAUCUGAUCUUCCUCUUGCUCUUGGAGCACAGAUGACCUGGGUCCUUCCUCCUCAUUACACUUCGUCAAAUCUUUUGUCCUUGCCAUUUGGUUCUUCUAGCCAAUAUGAUUCUCAGAAUCAGAAAAGAGCAAUAUCUUACUCCAUUCUGAGACAAUGUGGAGAGAGUGAUGCGGUGCAGAAUGAUGCCAUAUCAAUAGAUGGGGACAGAAUAAGAACAAAGGACAGCAAUAAUCUUGCUUGCAUUCAAGCAAAAGACAGGUCAACUGGAAGACUUGAAGUGGCAUCUUGCAUUAGGGUUGCUGAGGUGUCUCAAAUAAGGAUUGCCACUAACAACUUCCGUAGAAUUGAUCUUGCUGUUGGUUCUGAACUUGAGAUUCCUGUAAGCUAUUGUGAUAUACUAGGGAUCCCUUUUCAUGAGGCUUAUAAUGCCACUUCAUUUGAUGCUGAAAGUAACUAUCCUGAUACUGUCUCCAUUAAUUUUACAAAUGAUGGCAAUGGGAAUAUCCGACUUAAGGCAAUGCGUCAUGGGAGAGCUCUUGUGCGAGUAUCAUUCAACAAUAAUCCCAAGAAAUCUGACUAUGUGAUGGUCUCAGUUGGUGCUCAUUUAUAUCCUCAGAAUCCAGUCCUUCAACUUGGAAGCCAGCUUAACUUCAGCGUGAAAGGAAUAAAUGAUCAAGUGUCUGGCGGGUGGUUUAGUUCUAACGGAAGUGUUCUAUCUGUGGACUUGACAUCUGGAAAAGCUGAAGCCGUGGGGGAAGGUAGUACUCAAGUGAUCUUUGAAGAUUCAAGUUUGAAACUGCAAACAUCAGUUACAGUGUUGAAAGGGGAUAUUGUAUCAAUUAAUGCUCCUAUAGAUGUGUUAACAAACGUCCCAUUCCCAGCAAAAGGAUAUAGCUUCCCUCUGAAAUUCAGUGAUUCUCAGCACAAGUAUGAAGUUCCUCAAAAUGGUGUGCAAGUACUAUAUGAUUGCAGGGUGGACCCGUCUUUUGUUGGAUAUGCAAAGCCAUGGAAAGAUCUCGACACUGGUAAUUCAUAUUGCCUCUUCUUCCCAUACUCUCCAGAGCAUCUAGCACACUCUGCACCCAAGUUAAAAGUCAUGGGACAGGGCAUAUCUGUUUCUGUAGCUGUUUCCAUACGAGGAACCAACCAGAUCUCUGGAUCUGCAUCUGCCCUCUUUGUUGGAGGGUUUUCCAUCUUAGAGAUGGAUAAGAACUCAAUGCGGUUGAAUUUGACAGCAGGCUCUAACAGGAGCAUUAUAACCAUUGUGGGGAAUACAGAUGUUGAAGUUCACUGGCAAGACCGGAAUCACUUGUUGAUCAAUCCUAUACGUACAGAAGAACUAGAGGUUGGAGGGCAUGUACAAUAUGAGGUCAAAGCGAUUGGGCCUCAAGAAUUCAAAGAUAAAGUAAUCAUCACACUCCCAGCCAACAGUCAAAGAGUGGAAAUUGAUGUCAACUAUGAACCUGGAGGGAGAGCUGCAUCAGGAAUGGCCAGUAACGUCGUCUUAUGGAGCGGCAUACUUGUGAGCACUGUCAUUCUGAUGGCGACUGUUACCCUUUUCAUUUUUUGCCUCGACAGACCAGACAGAUUGCGACCACCCACAGCUCCUGCGACUCCUAUAGUCACCGCUUUAGCCACACCUGUUCGUGGCAGCCCGGGUGCUGUGGUCGAACACUCUCCUCGCACUCCCCAGCCAUUCAUAGAGUAUGUGAGGAGGACAAUAGAUGAAACUCCAUACUACAGACGAGAAGGGAGGAGGAGGAUGGUUAAUCCACAGAAUACUUUCUAGAUCCGUUGCAAGGCCACCCUUCCUUUUGUGCAUCCUUGUAGCUGUAGCUGUAGCUGUGUUAUCAAGUUAGAUGGAUAGGCCAUCCCUUUUGAACAAGUUGCCUUAAUGAAAUUUUGGUAUAUUCGCUGCUGUAUUAUCUAUCUUAGUUAUAUAGGCACUCUCUCUGUACUUGUCUUAGGUGUAAUCUGUUGCAACUUGCCAUCCUCUUUCGAUUGUGUUUGUUGUGCAAUUCAUGCUCCACAAACUUGCUCUCUUGCCGAUGUAUGAACAAUUGAACUUCUUUUUUUCUUUUAAAUGCAGUCCUAAAUAAACCCGCUUAUGAUCGGU